Molecule: messenger RNA, 208 nt
Organism: Sphaeroforma arctica JP610
Lineage: Eukaryota; Ichthyosporea; Ichthyophonida
Exons: 1
Biological process (GO): autophagosome maturation; retrograde protein transport, ER to cytosol; mitotic spindle disassembly
Cellular component (GO): nucleus; cytosol; VCP-NPL4-UFD1 AAA ATPase complex
Molecular function (GO): ATP binding; polyubiquitin modification-dependent protein binding; ATP hydrolysis activity
Source: RefSeq, a predicted model, not a curated record
AUGAACACAUUCGUAGGCGGCGUGUUGCUGUCAGGACCUCCGGGAGUGGGUAAGACUAUGCUACUCAAGUUGGUGUGUGCCGAGUUUGGCGCAGCACUGGUUUCGGUCGACGGACCGUCUAUCUAUAGCUCAUUUUUUGGCGAGAGUGAAAGCAAUCUGCGCAGUAUAUUUGACCGGGCUCAGAAGUCCGCUGCCGAAAAGUGCACGG